UCAUUUACGAUUUAACCGGCAGUCGUGCAGUCUCUUUUCUCAAACGUUUUCCGUAGACGAUAAGUUCAAAAAACAAUGUCCGAUCAAAAGUUGAAUAACAAAAUCUGUGAAAUUCUAAGCACUCCAUCCGAGUACGGUUACUUAGUACAUGAGAUUACAGAAAACACUUUAAAUACAGCAUCAGUGAAGAACUCUUUCAAUUAAAGAAUAUGUAAUAGAGGAUACAUGGAAUACAAAAAAUGUUUGAUUGUUCAAUUGAAAAAGAAGCAGAUGGAUAGACGACUUUUUAUUUGAUUGUUAGAUUAACGCUUGAUUAAAUUAUUAUACGUCCGCGAAAAACUGAUAAACUUUAUCAUCUUACGCUCACGGGGAAACUGUGAAAUUGUCAUAAACUUUUAGAUGUUAUGAAUUUUAAUACAUUUGUGGAAUGUACUUGGAGUUGGAUUGUCUGCGGUGUUCAUCGUGUUGGAAGAUUAACGAUAAGUUAACGCAGGAAGUAUACUCAGACGAUAAUCAAGAUAAAAUGUAAAGAGAGAAAGACGAAUGAAAGAAAAAUUCCAAAGUACACAAGUAAAAAUAAUAUAGAAAGUCUUUGCUCUCUUGAGUAAAUAAUCAAAAGUCUCAUUCGAUUGGUAAAUUAAACAAGAAGAGAAGUUCGGUCACGCAUAGGUGUUAGAGAAGCCCUGAAGGUAAUAAAAUAGCUCCGUGAUAAGAAUAACCUGCCGAAAAGGAGAAAAAAAGGGAAUCCAGGAGGAUAUCAGAAGGAAUAGAAACAAUCACUGCCGAAUUCCUAACAUGAUCAGAUGUUACCAAGAAUCUUGGAAUGAUCGAUCGACUCUAUAGACCCUUCAGAAAACGGAUGAAAUCACAUCUGCAGGCAUAUUGUUCCUAGGGCACAGCAGGGAUACAUGGUACAGAAGUAAAAGGGAAUGAUGGCGCAUGCUCUUCCAGGUCGUCCUGCGGGUACCGCGUAGUGGUGAAAAUCCAUAUCGCGUUGCUCUCAAGGAAUAGCGGAUAUCGUCGGCGUCCGGCGACGCGUACGGAUCGUCCAGGAUGCUCUUCAGGAGGUCUGCCCAACCAGGACAGAAGCCUAGAGAAUACAGAUCCUAUUGGGAUAUUUAAAUUUAAUUAAAAACAUACAGAUAUAUAUAUAUAUACAUAUAUAUACAUAUAGACUCAUAAUGGUAUCCGAAAUGGAAUCCAUCAUCACCUCCGUGGCUAAUGGCACCAAGCCGCUUGAAGGCAACUACAUCCACGAAGUACUCAACUAUAUCAACGAGCUAAAUAAAUCCCAUUACACCGAGGAGCUCAAGUGCCUCAGACUGAAGCACAUUGAUCCUAAGAGUCCGUAUGAUCUUCGUUGCGAAUUUGACUGGGAUGCAUUGCUCUGUUGGCCGCGUACACCACCUGGAACACUGGCCACAUUACCCUGCUUCGAUGAACUCAACGGAAUUAAAUAUGACAGCACACAAAAUGCCAGCAGAUGGUGCUGGUUGAACGGAACCUGGAGCUUUUCGAAUUAUUCGUUAUGUGCCGACGUAAGGACGCCCAACGUCGAGAGUGAUGUUGAGAUCACGACGAUGCUCUACUUCGUCGGCUACAGCCUCUCGCUCUUCACCCUUAUCGUCGCCGUUUCCAUAUUUUUAUAUUACAAGGAAUUAAGAUGUCUCCGUAACAAUAUACAUACGAAUUUAAUGUUCACGUAUAUACUGGCUGAUCUAAUGUGGAUACUAACGACCGCGAUGCAGAUCUCCUUACAAACGGACGUACCAACCUGCAUCGCAAUCUUCUCCCUCCUUCAUUACUUUCAUCUGACCAAUUUUUUCUGGAUGUUUGUCGAAGGAUUGUACCUGUACCUGCUAGUCGUAAAAACUUUUACUGGAGACAAUAUUAAAUUAAGACUCUGCCUUGUUAUAGGCUGGGGAUUGCCCCUUCUGGUAAUAGCCGUUUGGGCAAUCGCCAAGUCCCUCGCAGGCGUUUCGUCGCAGACGGGUAACCAGGUCGGGCUUUGGCGUCAUUGUCCCUGGAUGUCACCGCAUCCUUAUGACUGGUUUUAUCAGGCACCAGCCAUUAUCGUACUCGGUGUCAAUGUCAUAUUUCUCUUCAUGAUUAUGUGGGUUUUGAUAACCAAGCUGAGAUCAGCCAACAACGUCGAAACUCAGCAAUAUCGUAAAGCCAGCAAAGCCCUUCUCGUUUUAAUCCCAUUACUGGGCGUGACUUACAUCCUGGUAUUAGCCGGACCCACCGAAGGGCACGUGGCAAAUGUAUUUUCCUAUGCCAGGGCAAUAUUACUAUCCUCUCAGGGCCUCUCGGUAGCGUUGUUCUAUUGCUUCUUGAAUACCGAAGUACAGAACACCAUGAGACAUCAUUUCUCAAGAUGGAGCAACGCACGAAAUCUUGGGACCGAUCGGCGAUACUACAAUAACUGGUCGCCACGUUCAAGGACUGAAAGCAUAAGUUUUACGUCCUGAGGGGGCCCAUUUUGAUAUUUGCUCGAAGGCUAUAUUGCCAGCCGUCAAAUCCAUAUCGCAAGCGCGAAUCGACGGUGAGCGAAACCACAACCACCACGGUAAUUGGGCCCAAUUCUGCGACAGCCUUUUUGGAACGUAACAAGAAAGCCAUAUCCAAAGACCUGAACGAGUGAAGAUGCGAAGAGCGCACAACAACCCACUUCUUCGUUUUUCCUUGUUGCUCGUCAUUCUACAUAUAUCGAAGCCGGAGCUACUGCAGGAGACGAAGAGGAUAUCGUACCUUGAUGUGUAUCACUGUUUAUUAUAAAAUAGAAUUAUAUUCUAUAUAAUAAAGUAUUAUUGGUAUACUUGA
Messenger RNA from Cephus cinctus (wheat stem sawfly), 2823 nucleotides. It is a transcript of the gene Dh44-R1, whose product is annotated as diuretic hormone receptor. The transcript has 11 exons. The record is from RefSeq and is a predicted model, not a curated record. Lineage: Eukaryota; Metazoa; Arthropoda; Insecta; Hymenoptera; Cephidae. Gene Ontology annotation, biological process: adenylate cyclase-modulating G protein-coupled receptor signaling pathway; cell surface receptor signaling pathway. Gene Ontology annotation, cellular component: plasma membrane. Gene Ontology annotation, molecular function: G protein-coupled peptide receptor activity; diuretic hormone receptor activity; peptide hormone binding. Bases 1182 to 2471 code for a protein of 429 amino acids.